This is a messenger RNA of Strongyloides ratti, 3024 nucleotides long. RefSeq names its product Histone-lysine N-methyltransferase, H3 lysine-79 specific. Gene Ontology annotation, molecular function: histone H3K79 methyltransferase activity. NCBI's taxonomy places the organism in Eukaryota, Metazoa, Nematoda, Chromadorea, Rhabditida, Strongyloididae. Gene Ontology annotation, cellular component: nucleus. Gene Ontology annotation, biological process: DNA damage checkpoint signaling; DNA repair; regulation of transcription regulatory region DNA binding. Bases 1 to 3024 code for a protein of 1007 amino acids. The transcript has 2 exons. The record is from RefSeq and is a predicted model, not a curated record.
AUGAGUAAUAAAGAACCAAAUAAUGAAAUUCAUAAAAAAUCAGGAGAUGAAUUAGAUGGAGGACCACCAAAGACGGAAAAAAAGUUAAAACUUUCUUCACCUUAUGGUGGAGAAUCUUUAUAUUAUUUUUGGAAUUAUGAAGAAAAGUACAAAAAUAAAAAUAAAGUUAUUGUUGCAGAGAUAGUUGAUUUAGUAAGGAUAACAAAACAUAAAAUAAAAGAAAUAAAUGAUGUUUUAAAACAACAUGGACAUGAUAUAAAAUCUAUUGAACCAUAUUAUAAUUUAGAUAAUCUUAGAAUCUUAUGUAGAACUUUUAAUAAAGCUGUGAAACAACUUGGUGAAACAUAUUAUAGUAUUGCUAAAGCUGAUAAUAAAUUAGGUAAUGGUGGUGAACAAUUUCAAGAAAUUAUCAAUAGAGUUUAUAACAAAGCUGUUGUUGAUGUUAAUGCUCUUAAUAAACAUUAUGGUGCUUUUUCUUCAGAAACUUAUGGUGAAACUACAUGGAAAAGAAUGCAAACAAUUUUAGAAGAAUUAAAAUUAACAGAUAAAGAUGUUUUUGUUGAUCUUGGUAGUGGUGUUGGUCAGAUAGUAUGUCAAGUAGCUGGAUCAUCAAAAGUUGGUAAAGCUAUAGGAAUUGAAGUUGCUGAUCUUCCAGCAAAAUAUGCUCGUAGAAUGGAAUUUGAAUUUUCUAGAUUAAUGAGAUGGCAUAACAAAACAUUUAGACAAUUUAAACUUUAUCAUGGAAAUUUUUUAGAUAUGAAAUAUAGAAAAUUAAUAACAGAAGAAGCGACAGUUAUAUUUAUUAAUAAUUAUGCUUUUCAUGAAAAAUUAAAUAUGGAAAUAAAAAGGCAUCUUCUUCAUGAUUUAAAAGAUGGUGUAAAAGUUAUUUCCACAAAACCAUUUGUAAUUCAUAAAGAAAUAACUGAAAGAACAUUAAAUGAUGUUAGUAGUAUAAUGGAUAUGAAUGAAUUUAAACCUGUUAAUUGUCCAGCUUCAUGGACUAAUAAACAUGUACCUUACUACCUUCAAACAGUUAAUAGAGAAAGAUUAAUGGAAUAUUUUAGUAGACAAAAAAGAGCAAGAGAUUUAAGAGAGAUGAAAGAAACAAGAAUAUCAAGAGGUAGUUCAGUUUCUUCUACUAGAGUGGAUGGAUAUAAUGAUAAAAAAGAUAGUAUUGAUGGUAAAGAAUCUACAAAACAUAAAGAAAGUAAAAAUAGUAAUAAAGAAUUGGGACAUGAACGUAAAAGUCAUAAAGACUCUGGAGAUGAAAGAAAAAUAUCUAAAGAUAAUAGUAUGAGAAAACAUAAAGAAAAUGUUGUAAGAACCCAUUCGUCCGGUAGUCAUGAUAGUAAAGAUGACAGAGAAACUAAAGAUGUAUCAAUAAAUUCUAAGGAGUCAAAUACAAAUGAAUCAUCGUCUAAAGAGAAUAGUAAAGAAAGUUCAAAAAAAGCAUUAGUGGAAGAAGACACAGAAAUAGUUUAUGGUGCGACGACCAGGAAAAAGUGGAAAGCAAUUAUUGGAGAAAUAUCUGAAAAAGAUAAACAUUCACACUCAAAUUCUUCUACUGGAAUUAACAUGAACAUAAACAAUAAUCAAGACAUAGCAACACCAUCGACAAAUGAAACAGAUAUAAAGAAAAAAGGUAACGUUUCAGAUUUAAGUAAAGAAAAACCAAAAAUUAAACAUGGACAAAGAGGUCGUCCAAAAAAGAUUGUAACAACUAUAUCUGUAAAUGGGGAACCUGCAACAAAGAGCGAUAAAACUGAAGUUAAAAUUACUCAAGAAGAUAAAGAAGCAUUAGAAUUGAUGGAAAAAUUAAGUGAAGAAGCCGUCGAGAAGGUGUCUCAUGAAAAAAGUAACAAUGCUACUACAAUUAUUGAGAAACCACAAGAAAACGAUAAACAAAGUAUAAUUGGUAUAGAGACUGAAAAUGAGAAAGAUCAUAAUAAGGAUGAUAUGAUGAUAGUAGAAAUUCCUGAAAAUGAUUUUACAAUAGAAGAUGUCACAAAUAUACCAUAUAUUCCUUCAAAAGAUCCCUCAAUAAUAAAAUCCGUAGAUGUAGUUUUAGAGGAACAACGCCAAGAAAUUUUAAAAUUUAUUGACUUUAUGUAUUCAGAUGAUUUUCGAAGGCAAACAGAGAUAAAAAUAUUAAAACAACGUCAACUUCGUGAAUCUAAAAUUCAAAAAAUAAAUGCUCUUAAAACAAUGAUAGCUCUUCAACAAGAAGAAGGAAAACAGCUUCUUACAACUAGGAUUAAAGAAGUAGGCAUAGAUGCUAAAACAGCUCCAGAAUUUAUAGAUGCAGCAAAAUUAAUUGUUGAGACAAAUAAAAUUAAACAAAAAAGAUUAGCAAAUUUGGAAAGAGAAAUAGCUGCUGCAGAGAGGACAUAUGAAGAGUAUCAGGCAAGAAUUAAUGCCAAAAAUGCCCAUGAUAAAAGUAUAACAGAUGUAGUUAAUUCAGUAGCCAAUGAAAAUUUAAUCGAAGAUUCGAUUGAUAGUAUUAUUAACAGUGUUGCAAAUAAUAGUUUACCAUCAAGUACUUCAGAUUCUUAUUGUAAUACACCAACACCAUCAUUGGAUUAUCUUAGCCAAAAAAGAAAUGCUAGAGGAAAAUCAAUCGUCAGAAGUGUUGGAAGUAAAAAAGUUGGAGGAAGUAAAAAAAGUUCAGUAGAUAAAUCGACGCCAGAUAUAACAGAUGUUGAAUCACAAGUUGAAAAUAUAUUGAAAAAAAUUCAAAAUCAAAGUAAAGAACAAGAAUCUUUAAAAUCACAACAACGAUUGAAGGGUGAUAGCAAAAAACGUUCCAACGCCCUAAAUUUAUCAUCGUCUUCUGCAACACAAGUAUCACUAUCCUCACUUAAUUCAAUACCAAUUAAGAAAAAACGCUCUAAUGGUAGUAUUCAUAGUAGUCUUUCAAGAUCAAAAUCUCCUCAAUUAAAUGUUAAUCUUGAAAAUUCAGUUAGUAAUCUCAGUAUAAAACAACAUCCUCCUUCCACAACAAAUGGCAACAAUGAAGGAAUUUAA